CAUAUAAGCCAAGUUUGCAAAAAUGAUACCCAAUAUCAACACACUCGAAGCAUAACAUUUUUCACAAUCACCAUCGUCGACGAUCCGUUACAAUAAAUUAAUUGUUUUCUUCGGAUUCAAAAAGUUUCUGACUCCGGGCGAGUUACUUAUUCUAUAAAUAAUGGUGAUUCGAGUGACAUUGCGUGAAUCGUUGAAAUAUUUACAUGUUUUUUACCAAAAUUUAAAAGUGAGUUGAAAAUAUUUUCGGAAUACUUAUCACAAUAACUUAAUUACCAGUCAUCAGUCAAGAUGUUCGGACGCAGCAUUUUGAGGCAGACUUUAGCUAUGCUCUCGACCUACAUUGUGCUUCUGCAUAUGGGCACAGCGUACGCAUGGGCUGCUUCACACAUGAGCUUUUUCCAAUCCAAACAAGGUCACGGAUUCACUGACGAAGAAUGCACAAUGGUUGCAUCACUGAUGCACAUAGGCAGAUUAAGUGCUCCAAUCGUGAAUUUGCUCGUAAUGGGAAAAUACGGUCGGAAACCUCCGUUAACUUUGGCGUCUUUCUUGAUGGUGAUCGCCAGCCUAAUGCAGAUAAUUUACAAAUCAGUUACUGCAGUUUACAUUGCACGAUGCUUGAUGGGAUUUGGCAUCGGAACCUAUGACGGUUUUGGAAUCAUAUACCAGGGUGAAAUCACCUCGAAACACGUUCGAGGAAUUUUCCUCACUCUAAACGCCGCAUUUUACGCUGGAGGCAUCUUACUGCAAUACAUCUUAGCCUAUUAUUUCACUUUCGAAGAAACAUCUCUAAUCACAACAACGCUAGCAGUAUUUCACGUGUUACUCGCGUAUUUCAUGGUCGAAUCACCUUACUACCUCGCAGAACAAGGCAAAUUAGCCGAAGCUUCCAAAGUUCUCGGCUGGCUCAGAGCAAAAGAAGAGAAACAAAUUGAAAACGAAUUACAAGAAAUUUCCACCAUCGAAAAAGUAACCGAUUACUCAGAAUUCUUCAUCAAUUUCAAGAAACCCGAAGUCUACAAAAGCUACUGCAUAUCAUUACUGCUGGGAAUCGUCGCGUCCAUUUUGAUGACCACCAUGGUCGCAUUCGCAAAUUACAUAGUUCCAGAUACAGGAGUCGUAUCUUCGUACCAUUUUGGAAUGUUACUUUGCAUUAUUCCCAUGUGCAGCGGUUUCAUAUCAGCUGCUUUGGUCGAAAGAUGCGGUAGAAGACCUCUACUAAUAGUUAGUUUAUUCAUGGAAACCAUCGUAAAUGGCAUCAUAGCUGUCAUGUUUUUGCUACAGCAACAAUUCCACGUAGAAAUAUCACAUUUUUCGUGGAUUGUGUUCGCCUUAGUUGUGUUAUUUUUUGUCACUUACUCCAUAGGUACGUAUCCGAUGGUACUCGCAGUUCGUUCUGAAAUUUUUCCGCCGAGUUACAAAGUUCUCGGCAUAAAUAUUUGCAUAGGGUUGAACUCGACGACGAAUUUUGUGUUCACUAUUUUCUUCAUGGAAGUGGUUUUGAAAUACGGAAUGUAUCUGAACUACGUGGUGUUUUCUCUGGCUUGUUUGGUCGGUUUAUUAAUCGUGUACUUCUUUUUACCUGAAACCAAAGGUAAGACAUUAGCUGAAAUACAAUCCAUGUUGAAAAAGUCGUAAGUUGAUUAUAUUUUAUAAUUUUAUCUAAGCUACUCGUAUUUAUGAUUUUCUAAGAAUGGAAAAUAAAUCGUUAAUUUAUGAUGAUGAGAGCCUCGCGUGUCUGUAAAAUAAAUAUGGGAAUGUGAUAUUGUAAA
Messenger RNA from Planococcus citri (citrus mealybug), 1769 nucleotides. RefSeq names its product facilitated trehalose transporter Tret1-like. Gene Ontology annotation, biological process: transmembrane transport. The record is from RefSeq and is a predicted model, not a curated record. Gene Ontology annotation, cellular component: membrane. The transcript is spliced from 3 exons. NCBI's taxonomy places the organism in Eukaryota, Metazoa, Arthropoda, Insecta, Hemiptera, Pseudococcidae. Gene Ontology annotation, molecular function: transmembrane transporter activity. Bases 289 to 1635 code for a protein of 448 amino acids.